AAGUCUAUUCAAGUCAGAGCCAUGGAAACACGAAAUCGAAGAGCAAAGACCAGAAGCAGAAGCAGGAUCUGAGGGGCGUCCCUUGUUUUCAAAAUCAACACAAAGCUAUGAGUUUCGGAAUGGGGAGUUCUUGUUUUCCACACUCUCCCUCUCCCUCUUCUUCUUCUUCUGCUUAUUCACCAUUCUCUUCUCAGUCCGUCUUCUUAUACUCUUUCUCAAGAAAUGGAGGAUUCAAGGGGAAGAACAGGACAACGAUGGCUUGUAUCCGCCAAGAGAACCCAAACGACGGCGUCUUCUGCAAAAGAAGAGCUAUUCUUUUCGUGGGUAUUUCAGUUCUUCCCUUUCUUCAAUUGAAGGCUAAACCUCUUGAAGGUUUAGCAAGAGCUUCGUUAGUUCUCUCAAGAAAGGUUCAGAGAAACAAUUUUGCUAUCCAAAAAAUAAAAACGGUGUUCUCUUAAGAAGUUUGUUCUGUUUGUCAGAAGAACCUGGAUUAGGGAUGGCAGACCAGAAGCAAAAACCAAAGCAAAUACUUCAAGGAGAUGCAUCACCAAAUUCCUUUCUUUCUCUUCUGAAUGGCUUCGGUAUAUUCAGUUCUGUGCUGCUUGGGGCACUCUAUGUAUUGACUAGGAAGGAGCAGAUUGCUACUGAAGCAAUAAUAGAAUCUCUGAUAAGUAAGCUGAAUAAAAAGGAAGUGAUCAUUGAUUCACUGGAGAAGAACUUUGAGUCAAAGCUGCUGAAUGAGAACGAAGAACAAGACAAGCAACUUAAAGAAGCAAAUGAAGAGCAGCAGUCUCUGAUGAACCAAUUAAAAUCGGCAAAAAACAUAGCAACUAGACGAGAACUGGAGCUGCAAAACGAGAAACGAUUGGUUGAGGAUCUCAGUUUCCAAAUAGAGAGCAUUCGAACUCAACACACGAAGGCUAAGGAAGGUAAGAAGGAAUUAGAAGAUAAGUUAGAGAAGAAGAUUAACUCAAUCGAAGUCUUGCAAAAGAGGAUAACAUUGCUCAGUGCAGAGAUCACGAAUAAAGAAGAUACUCUUCAUGAUCUACAUUCUACAUUGUCUGCAAAAGAAUCUGACCUUAAGAGGCUAAAUUCAACCUAUGAGCAGACAAAGGAUGAACUAGCUGGAGCUAAUUCAGAAAUAACAAGGUUGAAACAAGAAUUUCUGAGAAACGAAAAAGAAUUAGAAUUGAUGAAUGGUGUGGUGGACGGUUUGAAUGCUCAAAUAAGGUCUUUAACUGAACAAAAGGAAGAUUCUAUCCGUAAAUUUGAUGCUAUUCGGACUGAAUACGAUGAUCUGAAAUCAUCUUCAGAAGAAAAAGCAGCUGCGAAUGUCAAACUCUUGGGAGAAAGAGACUGCGAUCUUCACCAGCUUAAAGAAAAGAUAGAUAUUGCUUUAACUGAACUGAGCAGAAACCAAGUGUUAAUCCCUGAUUUGACCCAAGAAAGGGAAGAUUUGAGGAAAAUGCUAGAUAUAGAGUUGAAACAAGUUGAGAACUUGAAGUCUGAGCCCCAACUUACGCGGGAAAAUCUUGGAAAGUCAAGAGAUGAGGUUUCUGAUAUGCAAGAACAACUAAAUCAGUCCAGAAGUCUGUGCUUAGACCUUGAGUUAGAGAUUUCUAAGGUGAAGGUUGAGUUUUCCAAAGCGGCGGAAUUAUUCCACUUGAAAUUUGAUGAGGCGAAAUGCAGUUCAGAAGUGUUGGCUGCUGAGCUCAAAUCAGCAAAUGAUGUUUUGAAGAAAAAAAAAGAUGAGUUGCGAAUCGCAUCCCUUGAACUGGCAGCUGCUGCAGAAAAUAAUGACAUUCUACGGAAGGAAUUGGUUGAUGUCUACAAGAAAGCAGAAAGCGCAACUCAUGAUUUAAAUGAAGAAAGGAAGGUUGUUACUUCUCUGAACAAAGAAUUAAAAGAUUUGGUGAGCAGUAAAGAAUCACGAAAAUCUCUUGAAAUGGAUUUGGAAGAGGCUACCAAGUCACUUGAUGAGAUGAAUCUAAAUGCGUUGCUAAUUUCAAGAGAACUAGAGAUGAGUAAAUCUCAGAUUUCUAGCCUCGAAGACGAGAAACAUGUGAUGUACAAUUCGCUUGUGGAGCAGAAACAGUUUUCUCAAGAGGCCCGAGAAAAUAUGGAAGAUGCACAUAGCCUUAUUAUGAAGCUUGGGAUGGAAAGAGAGAAUUUCGGGAAUAGAGCGAAGAAACUGGAAGAGGAAUUGGCAUUGGCUAAGGGAGAGAUAUUGCGAUUAAGGAGUCAAAUAAAUUCGUCCAGAGCUCCUGUAAAUGAUUGGCAUCUUCAAAAAGAUGAAGGCGGUAGCAAUGCUCCAUUAAGGAGUGAAAUAAAUUCGUCAAGAGCCCCUGUAAAUGAUCGGCAUCAUCAAAAAGAUGAAGGCGGUAGCAAUGUUCCAUUGAGGAGGCAAAUAAAUUCGUCAAGAGCUCCUGUAAAUGAUCGGCACCAUCAAAAAGACGAAGGCGGUGGUAGCAAUGCUCCAUUUUCCAGGAAGAAAUUUAGCAGGAGGAGAAAGGGAAAUCCGCAACGUGAUAAUUCAUAGCAAGCUUUUACGCUUACUCGCUUUUUAACAAUUUUUUCCUCUAGAUUCUGAUGUUCUUAAAAACUAGCUUGUUCUUGGGCCUUCAUGUUCAUGUUCUUCGAGCUAAGUUUUUCAGUGCAUUGGGUGUUGACUGUUGAGACUUGAGUGUGUGUAAAUGGUUCAAUUUCAGGUUUGUAGUAAUUGACAAAACAUCAGUACCUGGAAAAGAAAUGGCACUGGCAUUUUUGAA
This is a messenger RNA of Rhododendron vialii, 2768 nucleotides long. RefSeq names its product MAR-binding filament-like protein 1-1. Gene Ontology annotation, molecular function: chromatin binding. Gene Ontology annotation, biological process: mitotic chromosome condensation. The record is from RefSeq and is a predicted model, not a curated record. Bases 497 to 2539 code for a protein of 680 amino acids. NCBI's taxonomy places the organism in Eukaryota, Viridiplantae, Streptophyta, Magnoliopsida, Ericales, Ericaceae. Gene Ontology annotation, cellular component: condensed chromosome; chromatin; condensin complex. The transcript is spliced from 5 exons.